Lingula anatina is the source of this 1484-nucleotide messenger RNA. RefSeq lists its product as uncharacterized. The record is from RefSeq and is a predicted model, not a curated record. NCBI's taxonomy places the organism in Eukaryota, Metazoa, Brachiopoda, Lingulata, Lingulida, Lingulidae.
AUAGUUUGAUACGUUUUGAUGGAGGCCAAGGAUUUGUUUGCAAAAUUUUAAGUGUAACUUUUCUGUAGGGCAGUUAUCCGUUGACACAGAGUAGCCCCAUAUCUCUGAGCAGUAUUAUAGAAUUCAAGCAACUGUGUAGCGUGUAACAUGACACAACAGACACAACAGUCGGCCUCUGCGUUAAAACAACACUGGUAGGAAGUAUAAUGAGGAGGCUGCAAGCUUAGACGUAUCCUGUUUUGGAGAGGAGUUCUGGGAACAGCUCACAUAUUUAAGCCUUUUCACAAGUAGCACACGCUUCACUGUUGUUUGAACAGAGGAUAAAGACAUCACAGAAGUUACAGGUCAGGAAGAGAAUAUGUGGAGUACGAAUGUUGCUGGGGUAUGUUUGGCAAUGGUCGCAGCCGUGGUGAUGGUGAAUUCAGUGAGUGUGUACAGAAGCGAGCAGGACGUGGAAUCCGCUAUAAGGUCUGGCUUCAUCAGCCGUCUGCGUCCGUCAGGGGAUUUCCGAGGACUUCACCGCAGUGGCGCCUCAGGUUCAGGUUCAGGUAUCCUCAAAGUGGACCUCUUGUUUCUGUUGGACAGCAGCGGCAGCAUCUUAGAUAGCGAGUUUUACGCCCUGAAGCAGGCUAUGAAGGACGUCGUGACCGUGGUACACGACCAGACCCCCAUACAGCCGGGUGGAUCACGCAUCGCUGUCAUGAAGUUUUCACAAAUAUCUCAAACCAAUAUGCAGUUUGGUUUUGGCGCCAAAACAACUGAACUCCAGGUCAAGUUGGCGAUCGAUGCCCUCACUCAUGAUAAAGGAGGCUGGACAGCUACGGGAACAGCCCUGGAGAAAGCCAAAGAGGUGUUCCAAGGCAGCGACCCGAGCAGAGUGAAGAUGAUUUGGGUGCUCACGGAUGGUCAGUCUAACGUGCAGCCCAAACCGGGGAUCCCCGCCGCAGCCUUAAGGCGGGACAACGUCCUCAUCUACGUGGUGCCCAUCGGAGACGGCGUCAACCAAGCCAACAGUUCUGCCCGAAAAGAAGUCGAGUCUAUGGCUUCCGAACCGAAAGAGAAGUUCAUCUAUGAGUUCCCGUCGGCCGCCGUGGCCAGCCGCACGCUCUCGAGGCUGACUAAUCGUUGGAACAUGUUCAGUGGUUUCAGAAUCCAAGGGUAGAAAACAAACGCGGCCUUCAUCGUAGAUAUUUGUUCAUUAAACGGACUCGGUAUAAUUAUAAACUGCUUUGCAGCAAUAAUAUUAAAAUGUUGAUAUCACAAUGCGUUUUAUAAAGCGUAUUCGGUCUCAAAUAGCUCUUUCAUGGACGUUGUCCAUUGAGUGGUCACCGCUGCAUGUCUACAAUUGUUUGUCAACAAUAUUGUCACCUAUUUAUCUUGUGACUAUUAAAACGUGGAAUCAGCUAAAACGUGUAUAGAAUCUUUUACUGUCCGAGUAAAAAUAUUUUCCAUGUUGGGUUUACGUAAAGAUAAAAUCAUGCAGA